Messenger RNA from Acanthochromis polyacanthus (spiny chromis), 1655 nucleotides. Its product is annotated as protein FAM181A. Lineage: Eukaryota; Metazoa; Chordata; Actinopteri; Pomacentridae. The coding region runs from base 458 to 1237 and encodes 259 amino acids. The record is from RefSeq and is a predicted model, not a curated record. The transcript is spliced from 2 exons.
GUAUCUGCGUUUAAAACUCAACUUUGAUGUGGAGUUUGGGUGCGCGCAUGUUUCAGCAGAAUUUACACUCAUUUCUGGUUUAUGCGCACUACUGCGUUUUUUUUUAGGUGUUUGGCCAACGCGCAGAAAAUCAUCGCGUAGGGAGAAAUAUCGCAUCCCCUCAGAGGCUUUUUCCAGAUCUCCAUGACAACAAUUUGCAAUGGUGAAGAAUUCGAUACCAGGGCGUUUGGAGGCUGAUUGGGGUGCAUUGUGAGUGGCCUGGGGUCGCUGAUUGGUUCAAGAAAAGCACCAUAACUACAAGGAGUUUAUAUUCAUUCAACUUGUUGAAGUGCUCAUACUGCAGCCUGGAGAGAAGUCUACUUGGACUGUGGCUUCAACAGAAUUCAUCCAGCAGUGAUCUGAACGGUGGAUUACACUUUUUAAAAAUAUGGACUGAUUUAAUAAAGACUUGCGGAAAAUGGCAAAUGCAGACAGUGAGGUCAAAACGUUGCUCAAUUUUGUAAAUUUGGCAUCCAGCGACAUCAAGGCGGCCCUGGAUAAGUCAGCUCCAUGCAGACGCUCCGUGGAUCACCGGAAAUAUCUGCAGAAGCAACUGAAGCGUUUCUCUCAAAAGUACUCCAGAGUCCCAAGAUGCCACACGCACAGGUCUGCGGAAUACAGAUGCGCCAAACCGGCAGGGACUGUUCACCAGAGCGUGGCGGUGUCAGAAAAGGCCAGCUCUGAUGCGCAAGAUGUGGAGAACGUGGGGAGCGCCGUGGAGCAGGUGCCUAUGAGGAAACGCCAACUGCCAGCCUCAUUUUGGGAGGAACCCAAGCUGACCCAGACUAAGAGGGAGCACUCAUAUUUAGGAUUGAGAAAGAGUCCAGCGGGCACCUCUGAGGGAAAUGAAAAUGAAAAGAGGAAAAGGAGUUAUGACGAGGACGCAAAAGCCACAAUGUCUGCGUCCAGUCGGCGCAACUCUGUGGAUAAAGAGACGCUGAAACUGGACCUGAGCUCUCACCAGUGUGUGAGUGUGUGCGGCUGCUGCCCCUUCCAGUACCAUGGACACCAGGUCCUCCACAGUCAUAUUGUUGUCCCCCAUCCACCCCUGGGACUGUGGAGCAAAGCAGCAGGGACUGAGACAGAGAGACUUGAGCAUCCUUAUGGACAGAAAAUUCACACCCACGUUGUGGUCAAACCAAUACCCACCAAGCCCACUGCUCAGUCACCCAUCUUCAGUGUGUUUGGGUUCAUUUAAGUAACCUACUAAUGAAUCAAUCACACAAAAAAGUGUAAAUAGGACUAAUGAUUUUCAUGUUGUGUUCUACACAGCACCUUUCUCUUCCUGCAUUUUUAAAUGAGACAUAUCCUCAAGCACUUAUCGGGAUGCUUCAUCUAUUUUUGUCAUUUAAACCUAAAGGAUUGCACUUCAUGUCAGUCUCCUGCCACCUAUUUGAAAAUUUGACAGUAAGUUCAAAAGUUUCUACUUUUAGGCAUCUACAGAGAAGCACUGUUCUUUAUUUUAAGUACAAAAUGUCACAAAUGAAUCCAAACAUCCUGUUUUAGUUCCCUCUUUCAACUGUGAGAAUUGCCUUUUUGUCACAGUAAUGUUUGAUUGGCACAUUUGGAACAAUGGCGUUUUAUUUUUAAAUAAAUGAUUCUACUUCCCUCCAGAA